ACAAGAGACCGACGCUUAUGCCCUUUGGAAGAAGUUAGAAGAUAUGUAUCAGGCCAAGACCGCUAGGAACAAGGCCUUACUGAUGAGGCGUCUUGUCAAUAUGAAGCUCAAAAGUGGAACUUCUGUUGCUGAACAUACUAGUCAAUUUCAGAGUCUGGUAAAUCAACUAUCUUGUGUAGAAAUGCCACUUGGAGAUGAAAUGCAAUCUCUACUACUUCUUAGUUCCCUUCCUGAUAGUUGGGAGACACUAGUUGUUACUCUCAGCAACUCAGCCCCAGAUGGCAAACUUACCAUGUCUGUGGUCAAGGAUGCACUGUUCAAUGAGGAGGCAAGAAGGAAAGACAUGAGCACAGAUGAGACUCAUGCCCUUGUGACUGAGAAUAGAGGAAGAUCACAAGGAAAACAACAAAGAAACAGUAGAGGGAAAUGGCAAAGCAGAGGCAAAAGUCGGGGGAUAUCAUCAGAUGGCCGGAAACCUUCUUAUACCUGCCACCAUUGCGGUAUAGAGGGUCACAUGAAGAAGAAUUGCUACAAAUUGCUAGAGGAGCGAGGCAAGAGCAAUUCUCAAGCAAAGAACAAGGGUGGUGAAGCGCUCAUCACAAUCUCAGGUGAUGUGGCGUAUUGUACUAUCAAUGAUGAAGCAUGCCUUCACGUCUCAAGAGAGGACACUGAAUGGGUGGUAGAUACUGCAGCAUCCUACCAUGUUACUCCCCACAGGUACUACUUCACAACUUACAAAGCUGGAGACUUUGGAGCAGUGAAGAUGGGCAAUUCCAGUUCCUCUGGAAUAGCUGGAAUUGGUGAUGUACAAAUAAAGACAAGUACUGGGAGCACAAUCACUUUGAAGGAUGUCAGACAUGUUCCAGACCUUCGGCUCAAUCUCCUGUCAGUGGUAUGUCUUGACGAACAGGGGUAUGAAAACCACUUUAACAGGGGCACCUGGAAAAUGUCAAAGGGCGUUUUGACAAUCGCUCGAGGACAUGUUUGUGGCACAUUGUACAAAACCCAUUUGAGGAUUUGUACGGAUAGCCUCAACAUUGCAGAGGAGACUUCUCAGAAUCUGUGGCACCUGAGACUCGGUCACAUCGGUGAGAAAGGGUUGACUACCUUGAUGAAGAAGAACCUUAUCAACAUCGACAAGAAUGCUGCACUGGCUCCUUGCAGUCAUUGUUUGUUUGGUAAGCAACAUAGAGUAUCAUUUAGUUCUACUUCAACUAAAAGAUCAGAGUUGUUAAGUUUGGUACACUCCGAUGUCUGUGGUCCUUUCGAGGUGGAAUCAAUCGGUGGAAGCAGAUAUUUUCUGACUUUUAUCGAUGAUGCUUCUCGGAAAGUGUGGGUGUAUUUCCUGAUUACGAAGGAUCAGGUGUUCGAGAGCUAAAUGUCUGCUUACGAAGAAUCAAUCGGUGGAAGCAGAUAUUUUCUGACUUUUAUCGAGGGCAUGUUCUUUUGCUCAACUUGAAGUGAUUCGCAAGUGGAACACUUACUGGUUUGGCAUCAUUCAUGUUGAAUCUCUCAAGUACUCGUUCAAUGUACUUCUCCUGAGAUAGCCAUAACUUGCGAUUCUUCCUGUCUCGAGUGAUCUGCAUCCCAAGAAUCUGUUGAGCCGGUCCUAAGUCUUUCAUAUCAAAAGACUUAGAGAGUUCUUUCUUCAGCUGGUUUAUCUUCACUGCAUCUUUCCCAACGAUUAACAUGUCGUCUACAUAUAGUAGAAGAGCAAUGAAAGUACCGUCUGGAAGUUUCUUGAUGUAUACACACUCAUCCGCAGUAGUCUUCUAGUAGCCUUGACUCUUCAUGCAUGAGUCAAACUUCUUAUUCCACUGCCUUGGUGCCUGCUUCAAGCCAUACAAACUCUUAGAUAAUUUACACACAAAAUUAUCAUUUGAGUUCUCAAAACCUUCCGGCUGCUGCAUGUAGAUUUCUUCUUUCAAAUCUCCGUGAAGAAAUGCUGUCUUCACAUCCAUUUGUUCAAGGUGACUGGACGCAGGUGAAAGGUGGCAGUUGACUGAUGACGUGGCGGCUGACUGUGCUGGGACUGCACAUGUGGCGCUGACGUGUCGCUGACGCAGCUCUGGCUGGAUGAUGACGUCAGCGAUGACGUCAGCCGUCUUCUACCUCUGGACUGCGCGUGAUGACGUCAGCCAUGACGCAGGCAGUUUUUGGCCGGCGUUUGGCGGCGCGUACGGCAGCUUACGGUGGCCAAAAAAAUCCCCAAAAAUACCAGUUUUUUUGUCUCGACGAGAGGAAUCCAACGGUAUAUUCAGAUUGCAAUUCCGAGCAAUAAUGAAAAACUCGAUUUUUCAGACAGUAGAAUUUUAUCUGAAAAAAUCUGGGAAAAAUAUCAAAAGCUCAACCAGGCUCUGAUACCACUUGUUGGGAAUAACAGGAUCGUGCUAAUAUGAGAGAAGAACACUUCUAUUACUUUCAAGAAUAGAAAUAAGAGACAUACAAGCUCUAACUAAAAACUCUCAAAACAACCUCACAUAUCUCUCAAGGAUAUUCACAACUCAAACUUGGAUGUGCUAUGAUGAUCUAUUCUAAUUUACUUGAUGAUAGAAAGACUCUCCAAGCUCUCUAUUUAUAGCACCAAAACAAGGUACUAUGAAGGUGGGAGGAAGGUGGGAUUAAACAUGAGGAAACUUCAAUGGUGGCUGAGGAAGCUCCCUUUGUCAUUCUUGCACAUGGAGGAAGCUUCAUGGUUGUUGCUUGCACAUGGAGGAAGGUUCAUGCUUGUUGCAAUUGAAUUCUUCAGUAUUGAUGUGUAUGUUUAUAGGAAGCUCGUGAGUUGAUAUUCAACUCUGAGGAGCAAAGAACUUGAUAAUCAUUAAUAAAAAUCACAUAAUAGCACAAUUAACUUUUACUUGUUAUUAUUUCCUUUUGAGAAAUUCU
Molecule: messenger RNA, 2886 nt
Organism: Cuscuta epithymum
Lineage: Eukaryota; Viridiplantae; Streptophyta; Magnoliopsida; Solanales; Convolvulaceae
Source: the annotation of a GenBank genome assembly